AUGGGCAAAGCUUUCACCUUCAUUGUUGACCACACGGCUCGAGCUGAUCUUGCGUCUAAGCGAAAGCUCAGGCGCCGUCGAGGAGCAUGUGGGAACUGCAAACGCAGAAAAGUGGCAUGCAAUGGAUCGAUGCCAUGCCAGCAUUGUCAUAAAGCGUCUAUUACCUGCCAGUACGCUGAAAGCAACCGCUCCACCCGAAACACAGCCCCUAUCACCGAGGCCGAUACCACAAUCCUGCAAACAAUAACUCCAGACGUCAGCACUUCAUCGAGUCCACAGGAUCUUGAGAACACCGACUUCUUUUCAGACAAUUUCACGAACGUCUUGACUCCCGAUUUUUAUUGCGAUGACCUAGUCCAUGUGUCCGUCUCAGAUGAUCCUAUGGAUCUGUUCCACUGGAACCAAUUAGGUGAAGCCUUUGGUGGACCGAUUCCCGGACCGAUUCCUGGACCCUCUCCUCGCUGCGAACAGCUGGAGACCGCCAGGAACUACGCAGAUACCAGCAGUACUGGCUUAGACUCGGAUUAUUACUCUCAAGAUGAUACACAAUACUGUUAUACUAUGAAUGAUAUGUCAAGAGACCAGACAUUAUCAAACUCAACCACCAUCACCGAGGAAUCACCACAUCGCGAUCAUGUUCGCUCGUCGCUUCACUCUUGGCUACUGACAAGCAUGAGAAAUCUCAAUGGUGAAAAGAACAACCACGUCAUAGAAGCAUCACAAAAGCUUCUGGCAGCGAACUCACCGAUGACUGAGUAUUGUUCUGCUAGAGAAAUGGACAUCAUGGCAGCUCUUACCGAUGUACGAUCUGAGCGCUCUUUUAACCAAGAAUUCUUUCACAACCGCAUAAAUGCGUGCUUUGCAGAACUAUAUGAGGGUAGCAUAUGCCUGGACUCUGAGUCUGCAGAGAAGUUAGUCGACCAAAUCAUCUCGAACCCUUUCGUCAGCAGUCCGACUAGUAUCGCUUUAGUAUUCUCUUUAUUGGCCAUCGGCUCUCGUCGUCUGGACCUCAGUCAUGGUAACGGCAUACUCAAAGGAGCAACAAUAGGCUAUUUCAGGAUAGCUCUACGCAUGAGACCUAGCCUGUAUGAUGAGGCCAGCCUCUUGAAAUCACAGACCCUACUUCUCAUGACCUACUUUUCACAUACUAUUGGUGCUAGUUCAACAUCUAGCUUAAUGGCGGACGCCACUUCGUGCCUUCAAACCCUUCGUCUCCAUAGCUCCAGUGCGAUCAAUAAGUUAUCUAAUGACCGCUUGGAGCAAACAAAUAUCAAGAGAGCUUUCUGGUCAAUUUACUCCAUGGAAAAGCUUUACUCUCUACAAGAAGGACUCUUGCCACUAAUACACGGUGAAUAUGCGGAUCACAAGAUUUCUUCAACCCAGAAAGCCUCAGAUAGAGGACCCGACUGGCUGGCCAACGACAUGACAGCCGAGACUGCUCAAUUUGCUGUGGAAGAGGUUACUGCGAACAAAGCCCUGCCUCCACCCUAUGUCGGCUGGAAGACAGUCUCAUGA
Molecule: messenger RNA, 1515 nt
Organism: Bipolaris victoriae FI3
Lineage: Eukaryota; Fungi; Ascomycota; Dothideomycetes; Pleosporales; Pleosporaceae
Exons: 10
Coding region: 1-1515 (504 amino acids)
Biological process (GO): DNA-templated transcription; positive regulation of transcription by RNA polymerase II
Cellular component (GO): nucleus
Molecular function (GO): DNA-binding transcription factor activity, RNA polymerase II-specific; sequence-specific DNA binding; zinc ion binding
Source: RefSeq, a predicted model, not a curated record